GUUUCCAUGGAGAUCAUUGACGGGGCGGUUGCCAUGGCUACAGCGGCGCCCGGGCUGUCUGGUGGGCGCCGCGGCUGGGAGCUGCGGAGGCACGCGCUGCUGAUCGUGAUCGGGGAGAUCGGGACAGAGGCGGAGCGCGGGGCGCUGCGGGGCGCCCUGGAGCGGGGAAUUCGCUCAUGGAACAUUCAUCUUCCCUCUUGUGACCUGAAUCAGCAACUGAGACUCUUUGUAAGUCAGCAUCUUGCUCAGUUUUCUUCAGAGUUCAAAGGCAUCCUGAGCAGCGGCUGCUACUUCCAAGGGCUGCUCAUCCCAGGACCCUAUGGCCAAAGGACCCUUCAUCACCGGAGUGAGACUCUGGAGACAGUGAUCCUGGUAAAUCCCAAUGUGGACAGCAUUGUUUCUGAGGUCCGAUCGCUGGUGUGUGAUUUAUCUGCCCACAAACUACUGCUCCUGUGUGGUCAGAGCUCAGACCAAGAAGGAGACCUGAUCCUGCAAACUGGGACCUUCAGUUAUCAGAAAUUUGCUGAGAUAAUUGCAGAUCCAGAGGUGAGUAUGAAAAGGGCAUUAGCCUGCUAA
Molecule: messenger RNA, 576 nt
Organism: Mauremys mutica (yellowpond turtle)
Lineage: Eukaryota; Metazoa; Chordata; Testudines; Geoemydidae
Product: electromotor neuron-associated protein 1-like
Exons: 5
Coding region: 7-576 (189 amino acids)
Biological process (GO): dendrite development; axonogenesis; microtubule cytoskeleton organization
Cellular component (GO): microtubule; cytosol; dendrite
Molecular function (GO): microtubule binding; actin binding
Source: RefSeq, a predicted model, not a curated record